Messenger RNA from Drepanopeziza brunnea f. sp. 'multigermtubi' MB_m1, 2205 nucleotides. Lineage: Eukaryota; Fungi; Ascomycota; Leotiomycetes; Helotiales; Drepanopezizaceae. The record is from RefSeq and is a predicted model, not a curated record.
AUGCCUCGACUCUUGCUAUCACACAUCCUCAGUCUCGGUCGCGGUCUCGACAGGCCCAAAUCUUCCUCCAUUCACGGAGAGGUAAAGGCCUCCUCCGCGACUCGACUUCCAUCACCAGACCCAACACUGACAAAGCCUCCACGCGUUCCCGUCAGACACGAGGCCCUUGGCAAUCGAAACAGAAGCGUUCCAAUUGCAGUUCCAGUUCCAGAUCCAGUUCCGGCGAUUCGAGGCUGUGCUGUGCCUGGCUUAGAUCAAGAGUCAAGAGUCAAGAGUCGGGAAUUAAGAGUUGAGACGCUCAUCCAUUCGCCUUGGCCGAAAGAAAAGAAAAGCCGGGGAUGCCGCCAAGGGACGAAUUACGACGACGGGGUGAUUGCAGAAAUCGAGAAGGAAGCGAGCUACGAAGUAGCAAGAAAGCCAAAGCCAAAUUUAGAAAUCUACGGUACGGACCCAGAAAAAGGCCCAGAAAAAGUCCGAGACGCAUGCCAGAGGCCCAGAGCCGAAAACGUCGACGUAGACACCACGCAUAAGCUGCCAGGGCUGUGUAGCGACGACGACCAGAGAAGCCACUUACAAGCUCUCUUUCCGCCAGAGUCCGUUGCGUCCGACGUCGCAGACAACGACGACGACGACGACGACGACGAACACAAAAACAUCAACAACACCGACUCCCGCUCCCGCUCCCCUCUCGCUCCAACUGUAGCUCCAACUCCGACCCCAACUCCGGCAACAACAACACCACCAACACAUAUGAAGGCCAUGAAGAGAGUGGGCAUAAACCGGGUGUUGGGCUCCAUCCGGCGGAAGACUUCGGCCGAUACGUCCCCCGAAACAGCCCUCGACACGCCCGAAGCCAACGCGAUACGGAAUGCGCGACUAUUCUGCGAAUCCGGCGGUCCCAAAGGCUCGGCCGAGGAAGUACUCUACCUACCCAUGAUCGUCGAGGCCUGCGAGUCUUCCCCCUCGGCCGCGCAAGAGGCCUCCCUCGUAAUCCGCAAGUUCCUGUCAAAAGACAACUUCACAAAGCCCUACGUGCAAUACAACGCUAUCAUCCUGAUCCGCAUCCUGGCCGAUAACCCGGGCAGAACGUUUACCCGGAACAUUGAUGCCAAGUUCGUGGCGACGCUUGAGGAUCUGUUGCAGGUGGGCAGGAAUCCAAGCGUCAAGCAGCUCUUGAUGGAGACGCUGGAAACAUUUGGACGCGAGAAGAGCCAUGAUGAAGGGUUGGCUUUGCUGGGCGAGAUGUGGAAGAGGGAGCGCGAGAGGAUAGCUAAGGAGCACGUUGGUUCCCCUAUACCAAACGUCAUGAGAAGGGUCAAUGAGCUGACAAGUAAUCAGGGCCCGCCGGAACCACGAACCCCCAACGUGCCACCUCCCGGCCAGCAGCAACAGCAGAGUCAACAAAGCUAUUUCUCCCGCAGCCACAGCUCGCGCCAGCUGCCCACCCCUCACGAACUCUCCUCGCGCAUCGAGGAAGCGCGUACCUCUGCCGACCUCCUCUCGCAAGUCGUGCAGUCGACACCCCCCUCCGAAAUUCUGCACCAUGAACUCGUCCGUGAAUUCGCAGACCGGUGCCAGAGCGCCAGCAGGAGCAUACAAGCCUACAUGAUUGCCGAGAACCCCAGCCCGGACAAUGACACUAUGGAACAGCUGAUCGAGACCAACGAGCAGCUCAACAGAGCCAUGAACCAGCACCAGCGCGCCCUCUUGAGCGCACGCAAAGCAGCAAGCCAGGGGGCUAACGGCGCGUCCACACCACCCGCCGCUGACCUCCACGGCGCUUUCGCUCCCCCGGCCGGUCCACCACCAGGCCGCACGAUCUCAAGGACCAACUCCACACUCGCGCGCAAGCCGGUGAAGACAAACUCGCAGCGUUCAGUCGCUCAAGUGCCCGCCGGCCCCGAGGCCGAGAAAUCCUCCUCGGCGUGGAAAACCGCGAACCCGCCUUUUCCCAGGGAUGAGCCUAGUGCGGCGACGGGCCAAUUCAACGACCGAAUGGGCGUCGAGCCGUAUCACCCGGGCUUCAGCUCGACGCCGAGUUUUACGGGGAGGCCACAAAGCUCGAUGGGCAAGGUGAUGAUACAUACUGCUGCGGUGCCGGAGCGGGAUGAGCCGGAUAGCGAUGAUGAUGAUGAUGGUCGGAAGGAGACGGUUACGACGACUGCUCCGACUAUUCCGGCGAAGGAACCCGUUUAUCGGUUUUAA